ACUCAUCAUCAGACAAAUUAAGCGCAAAACUCGAGCAAGCUAUAAAACAUGGUCAACGUUGAAGUUGCGGCGCCCAAAGUGGUGGUGGUGGUGUGCUUGCUGAGAGGGAAUAGGGUGUUGUUGGGACGGCGCCGCUCAUCUCUUGGUGAUUCCAAAUUUUCCCUCCCUGGUGGACACCUCGAGUUCGGUGAGAGCUUUGAGGAGUGUGCAACAAGAGAGAUGAAAGAAGAAACUGGUUUAGACAUUGAUAACUUGGAGUUUCUAACACUGACAAACAACCUGUUCAUUGACGAAACCAAACCACACCACUACGUGGUGAUUUGUAUGCGAGCAGUCUUGGCAGAUCAUCAUCAACAGCCCCAGAAUAUUGAGCCAGACUUCUGUGAUGGUUGGGGAUGGUAUGAGUGGGACAACCUUCCCAAGCCACUCUUUUCUCCCUUGGAAAAAGCAGUUCGAGCUGGAUUUAAUCCUUUCCCCAUCUAAUCUGAAUCAAUCCCAUCUAUAUAUAUCGUCCUAGCUAGCUACCGUACUACACCUUGAGAUUAAGCUCAUUUUUUUCUUCAAAGAAACCAAUUACUACGUUGAAGCUUAAUUAUCUUAGAGAUUACUCUUUUAAUCAAGACUGUAGUGUACGUAGAUAUACUAUUUCUUGUAAUAAACUGCUAGCUUGAUCCCCUCUUCAAGUAUUCUACUUUCAGUAACAUGCAGUUUCCCAAACUCUAAAUUAUU
Messenger RNA from Fragaria vesca subsp. vesca, 729 nucleotides. RefSeq names its product nudix hydrolase 1-like. The record is from RefSeq and is a predicted model, not a curated record. Gene Ontology annotation, molecular function: 8-oxo-7,8-dihydrodeoxyguanosine triphosphate pyrophosphatase activity. The coding region runs from base 49 to 483 and encodes 144 amino acids. Gene Ontology annotation, cellular component: cytosol. Lineage: Eukaryota; Viridiplantae; Streptophyta; Magnoliopsida; Rosales; Rosaceae. The transcript is spliced from 2 exons. Gene Ontology annotation, biological process: dGTP catabolic process.